ACGUAACGGUUUUGGGUUUCAGAUAACCGGAACACAUGUAAUUCAGAUUUAGUGCCAAACAGUCGGUGUGCAUUUUCUUUGCAUAUACCUGUAGCUGCUGUCACGCUACCCACAAACGCUCUGCGCCUUUCAGAGACAUUUUCACGUCACUCUUCUCUCUUCCGAGGCGAUCACGUGACCUGCUAACGUGGCUAACUACUAGUGCGUGACCGUGGACCCACAAGCCGUCUCCUCACAGCGCGUCGUUGAGAAUGUCACAGGCCACCAAACGGAAACACGUGGUGAAGGAAGCUCUCGGGGACUUUGUCACGCCCACAGAGAAGCAGCAGAUCGUGAAGGUCACCGGUAGCCGUGGCAACAACCUCCAUGAGGCAGUCACAGCCCGGGGUGUGACCUUCCUGGUGAGCAUGCCCCCCAAGUUCCGCAAGAACCUUUGGAUCAAGAGAGGCGACUACGUGAUCGUGGAUCCCAUUGAUGAAGGAGAGAAAGUGAAGGCAGAGAUCAGCUUCAUUCUCUACAAGGAUAACAUUCAGUAUCUGCAAAAACAGCAGCUCUGGCCAGAGGGGUUUACGGUGGAGCCGGACAAAGAGCCGGAGAAGGCAGAGGAGACAGAGAAGGACGAGGACUUCAGCGGCUCAGAUGAUGACGAGAGUGACCUCUUUGUAAACACCAACCGCUGUAACUACCAGUACAGUGAGAGUGGGGAGGAGGACAGUCAGGAAGAAGCCGAAAACAGCAAAUAGGAAAGGACCGAAAAGGCUUCCUAGUGGCAACGCGCAGGACGCGGACCAUCAAGAGGGAGGGUUGCGGAAAAAAUCACGAGGCAAAGUGCUGCGCUGAGUUGCUGCUAUCACGGACUGAUUGGAAGUGAUGGUCGCCAUCCUUCGCCGCCGUCUGCACGGCUCUGCUUGACUUAAAUGAAGCAGAAGUCUUGCUCGUUUAAAUUAAUUUUUGGUACAUGCUGAAAUCGGUAAUGUCCCAUUUCAAGUGUGAGUUAGAGCUUCUUCUGAACGUGUCAUGAACUCGAGCGUGUUUGUAGUCCAAUCCAGUGAUUGUGGGAACACUACAAGGUUUACAGCAUACCGAGGCCACCCGGUACCGUGGCAGGAUGUCGAUGUGUACCGAUAAAUCCAUUCAACCCCCCUCCGUAGGAACAAAUUUGAAAUCCCCCAAAUGGCAUGACUCUAAAUUAUUUCCCGGUUGACACUAGGAUCAUGUUUAACAACACGUCUGUGGCGUGUUUGAACAUCUCUCCUGCAUUAGUGUUGCUUUAACAAGGUGGGUGUUACCGUUCCUACAGAUCUGAUUUUCAAAUGAAUACAGCCGAUUGUAUUGACGGUUUUAAAGAAAAGCUGCUUUCAGUUGUAUCGCUUUGUAUUAUUAGUUGGUCUUUGUAACUGAUUUGUGCCUCAUCUCUGUCUGACAUUCCUGGCUGAUUUUGGUUUAUGAUAAACGUUUUGGAGGUAGAUUCAUUCAUAA
Molecule: messenger RNA, 1479 nt
Organism: Gasterosteus aculeatus aculeatus (three-spined stickleback)
Lineage: Eukaryota; Metazoa; Chordata; Actinopteri; Perciformes; Gasterosteidae
Gene: eif1ad
Product: eukaryotic translation initiation factor 1A domain containing
Biological process (GO): translational initiation
Cellular component (GO): nucleus
Molecular function (GO): translation initiation factor activity; RNA binding
Source: RefSeq, a predicted model, not a curated record